Porites lobata is the source of this 7118-nucleotide messenger RNA. The record is from the annotation of a GenBank genome assembly. Lineage: Eukaryota; Metazoa; Cnidaria; Anthozoa; Scleractinia; Poritidae.
AACAAACUGAAACACCCUUCUUGUUGCGAGAGCUUGAUACCGCCAGCAGACAGUCUUUGAAGCUUUUACUUCACUGUUCAAUGUUUCCUUAAGGGCUUUAAAACCGAUCGACAUCAUUUGAAGCGCUGUAUAACAGUUUAUAAGGAACUAUAAGCUUAAUUGUUAUACCUCAUUUGCAGUUAACAACAGGAUUUCUAUUGAGGUGUUCGCUGAAGCAGUACAAGGUAAGAUCAAGUAGUAUUAUUUAGCAUGAUUUAGCGGAUGAGCACCUUUCUUGAGCCGUUUUUGCUAUAGCUGAAAGUCUCGUCAGUCACUGGAAACCUUCUUGAUCUUCCUAGCUUAGCAACCGGACACGAUCGAUGUGCAAGGUUCAGACGCCGAACUUUUCAUGAGCCGAACCUAAUACUUUAUUCAAAUUGUCCUGCGUCAUUAAAUAUUCAAGGUAGAAGACAUCGACCCAUUAUUUCUAAUACUUCGAGGUUGCAUGAACGUCUGUGGUGUUUAUCGCUCUUGAUUGUCCUGAACUCACUAACUUUCCGCCGGUUCAUCGACAUACAAUCCCGGUACGUUCUUCCGCUCGCUGAUCAAAGCAUAUUUCAAGUGAACGCUUGAGAAGACACAAAAAUAUACAUACACUUUAUUCCCGUCAAAUGCACUACUUCCACUCACUCCAACAUUAGACUACAAAGUGGCUCCGUGCCUAACAACUCCUGUCUACUGAACACUACAUCAAUCCAUAAAUAAAGGAGGGUACUAUUUUUUUGGCCAAUUCUCAGUUAACUACUAAUUUUGGUUAGCCAUUAACUUUCACUUUCCUACAGGGAAUAUUAUUCCGUCAUAACCCGAAUUUUUCUUUCUUCAGCAAGUCAAUUACUUUUGGGGGUAGGCCCUACUAAAAUCACGGUAUAAAUUUACAUGAACUUUGCCACUAGUACAGUCUAACCUCUCCUUACAGACACCUCUCUAUUACAGACAGUUCGUUUGGGCCCAGAAAUGCCAAAAAUCAUUCCCUACCUCUAUAAUUGUCUGUAAUCUAUAAUUGUUUGCUCUACCCAAAAAAGUAAUUCUGAGUGACAGAGAUUUCAAACCUCAUGCUUUCGAAAGCGAGGAAGGGUACAAAUUAUUAGCUGUUGAUCAGACCCUUCCUACAGUCUAUAAAACUUGUUUGGUUCCACUCCUUUCUUAGUCCAUUUUAGUUUCCUACCUUUUCCCAGCCUAAGACACUUUUAGUGGUUUUUGGCUAUCAGACCCAGAAUAGAGGCCCUCUUCGGAGGUGUACGUAUGUCCCUUUAUACUCUGAAUUUUGCCAUUUUAUCUAGUCUUAUGUUGCUGUUUGAAGGCCAUGUGGCUUGUCGAAACGUUACCCUUAAAGGGCCUCAGAAUAGUAUAGCUAAUUUUGCAGCACAAGAGGUCACUACUAUAAUACAAAUCUUUGACAUUUUACCCCUUUAAUAUAAAGAAACUAAUUGUAUUAUAGCAAUUAUAGUAAACCAUCGUCAAAAUGAUAUUGUUUCUUUUGCGUGCUUAUAGAUCAAGCUAUUGAAAGAGAGCUGAAGAGAAACAUCAUUGCAAGCACGUACAAAAUGCAAAAUUUUGGGGGCAUUAUUUGGUUUAGUCUCCUGCACAUUAUGCUGUCUCUUGCUGAAGACAAUGAGGAUGCAGAUGUGAUCAAGCACUGCGUGUCCACCAACUCAACAUGUAGUUCCACCUAUGCGCAUGUCUACAAAAGCUUAACAGAGAAUCAGAACAGCUUUAACAUAUCCCAUGCCUUGUAUCCUGACGGGGCAAAACCAUCAUUUCUUGUAAAAGUAAAUGUUUAUGGGCCCAAUAAAACACACAACUCAGAACCAGCAAAGUUUACCUGGAGUAUACACUGUCUGUAUGCCAAUGCUCCUGGUCCGCUGCUUGAAAUGUUGUCUCUUGGGUCCAUCCUUGUAACAUUUCGAGAACAAGAGCUCAACAUACAAAUUCCUGCGUUUUGUUGCAAUAUCUCAGAUGACGAUGGGGAAAGGAAGAAAAUGAUAAAAGGUUUUCUUAUAAGGGCACAAUUUGAGGUAAGUGAAUAUUUUGAAGGAAUAUUAUCUAUUGAUAGGUCGUAUUCUAAGUGCACUGGCAGAUCGAGGGGGAGAGACAGAGGGUUCCACACCAAAAACCACUUUUCAAAUGAUUUUACAGAUUAAAGAAUGUAAGUAAAUACUACUUUCUCUCCGUAAACAUGAUCAAAUGGAUGUCAUGGCAGUGUCGCGAGGCGAGAACGCCACAUGAGAAUUCAUGACGGAAAAAAUGCUAUGUUUUGAAUCCUUUAGUUUCAAAUGAACAUGUUUCCUAAGACUCUUUUGGCUUAAAAUACUCGGUAAAUUAACGGGCAAAAUAACGAAACCUGCUUUAACAUAUUGAGGCGAAUCGUGAUUCGCCUUUCUUGCUGGAACAUGAAGUAUCGAAACUUUAUCUUGAAGAUUUAAAACCUUUUUAUAAGCGUUUUCUCUUGCACUCAAUCCCUCUGUGUACUAGUGUACAUGUACAUCCAUUGAAUGAAGAUAUCUCUGAAGCUAACAGUAUUGGCACUUUUUUAUAUGCCCGCUUCUUCUAGAGAUGGUAGGAUAAGUCGCUUUCGAUGUUUCCUUUUCCUUUAUGUUGAAGUUCAAACCAUUAAAUUAGUGCGUUCCCCCCUAAAAUGUGACAGCAAAUUUCUCUCUGUAUGUUAAUAUUGCCGUUUUCCUCCUGCUUGUGGAAAGUAACGUUUACAGGAAAGCAAUAAGUUAAGAGUGUUGACUGUAGAUUGCUUCGUCUCGUCUCACAGAAACAUCAACUGGAUAGUUGCUGGCGAGCCUUAUGCGAGCCAGCAGACUGUUCUCUAAAAAAAGUCGGAUAUAAGGUAGGAAGCAUGCGCAGUCCAUACCAGGUUUUCUUAUUAUCCGGGAUAUUCACCCCUGUGUGAUGGCAUCACGUUAAACGCACAUGGACGAGAUCGAGAGAUUUCGAGAAAAUUUCCUUAGAGUAAGCAGAUCAUAAUUGAGGUGAGCGUUUAGAAAUCUUUUAUUUUUAUUUUUUAGAAGUCUUAAUUUGCUUGUGAAAGUAUUCAUCAAGUUCUCGAUUCAGAGCGUUUUAGUGAUGAAUCUCGAGGAAGAGGGGAGAUUUAUAUGUGGCUGACUGCAUUACUUGCGUAUUUGUGAAUAAAUGGAGGUGCGAAGAUGUCGAUCAAAUCCUCCUUCAUGGAGAUAGUUUUCUCUGUGUAUUCAGCAGAAGUGAUGUAUCAGGCAAAACUUCUUUUGUUCGGAGUAAACUAGAAGAGGUAAUGAAAUACCAUACAGAACAAAGCUAAAACUUAAUUUACUUUGCGGGUCUUGAGAAAAAAAAAGUUACCGCUAUAUAUUUUCUAAAAACACCGAAAGUUGUAGCCUGAAUUUCAGACGAUUACUUCGAGUCGUUUUUAUUUCCUCAGUUACAAAAGUUGACCCUGCUGUCACUAGUUUCAUAAUUAAAAAGGGUAGAAUGACAAUAAUUUUCGGAAUUAUCCGGUUAUACCAAACAAGUCACGCCAUUAGAUUGUCAUGUUACAUUUUUGGAGGCAGAUCAAGGAUCAUCAAAGGAUUGGGGGAGUGCAUUGUGGAAAUGUCCCAGUUAAAACUAAUGCCAAUCUUUUCUUGUUUCGAAAUGGUAACUUGCUUAUUUUAAUUUUUAUUGAUAAUGGCGAAAGUCACGGUUAUACAGCCCCGACUUAAAAAUGCAGGGGGAAAUAAUACCUGACCCAUACCUAUCUUUCCAAGCCCAGGGAGUUGAACACCAAAGGUUUAUCCAUAAUUUUAAAAGAUAUGGUAGAAAUUGAGCGGCCUGUUCUCGGACACGUAUCCCUAUUCUCGGACGAUCGUUCGUCGAUGAUAAAUCCUGUUCAUCAUGUUAAUAUACGUCUUGUUGAAGGAAAACGAAGUAAUAUUAAUAGUAAACAAUCUCUUUUCCCGACUUAAAAAGGAUUUUAAAGUCAGUUUUAGUGAUUCCAUCCUCGUGUAUUAGUCGCAGACAAACAAGCGAUGUUAAAAAUAUUUUGCCAUUUAGGUAAGUUAAUCCCGACGGCUCGCUGGGAAAAAUAAUUUUCUUCGCUCUUCUUUUAUGAAACUGUUGUUGGACUUAAAAAAUGUGUUUGGCUUUCGCGCUGUCCGACAAUAGUUAUACCUCACAAAAAUAUACCAAGUUUUUCCCGUGUUCUUUCUGGAAAUUGUGAAACAGUGAACUCUUAAUUCUUACUUGGAAGCAAACCUUGUUCCAUUUUGAGUAUAGGCGAGAACAGGGUGGAAACUGAAACGAUCUAAUUCGAUAUGCAGCGAAAUACGAACUUUAUUUGACAGAAACACAGUUUUACCUACCUUUACUGACAAGAUCGAUCUUCAAAUUUCCCCCCCUAGACCCAACGACGAUCAGUCCCAAAAGGAGUUAGCACAAUUAGAAUAACCAAUCACUCAACGGAGCCUAUCUUUGGUUUUUAGUUGUUAGAGUCCAGCAAGAAAUGCAAUGAUUACGAAACAUUUAUGCGUACUGUCCGAGAAUUGGUGCGUCCGAGAGAUAGGCACACAUACCGUUAUGUUGGCAUCGCCGCUUCCAUAGCAACGGAAUAACCAUGACAUGAAAUCUAUAAAUUGCCGGGAAUUUUCUCAAAAUCUAGCGAUAAUCUGUUAAAGUCCUCUAGUUUGCGAAUAAUUCAGACCGUUGUCUUUACUUUGGCAAGAUUUGACUGAAAAAAAAUCGAUGAGAGCGUUUUUGAAAUAUAACUUUCUAAAAAUUUUGCAUCCCCAAAGAUGCCUUUUUCACUUUUGUUUCUCAAUCCUCCGGCUCUAAAGUGAUGAUUUACAGUGCCGGUACAAUCCAGAUUUAUAUUCUUGGCUUAAGGUGCGGUUCAGUUCUUUCAGUAGUGAAAACUGGCAAGCAAUCGCUCUUUCCUCUUUGCGAUCACGUUCUUACUCAUAAGAUAUUUUUGCUCAUGCAACCGUAAAAGUUGUAAUCUUUGGUUUUAAAGUCGCAGUUUAAAAAAUUACUCAAUGUAUGUUUUUUAAUCGGUUCUUUGAGAGUUUAAUGAUUGCUAAACAUUUUGGUGAAAUUUCAAAGCCAUUGAAAUUUUUGAAAUGACAUCGAAUUCAUGUUGAAUCUUUGCUCCUGGCUUCGUAAAGGCCAUUGUUUACUAGUUUCCUCGUUUGGCGUUAUGACCGGUUAUGUCUCUCGCUUGUUAGUUUCCGCAUGUAAAUUUGCAGGCGCGGAGCAUGCGGGAACACGGGACACUGUUUCUUUCACGCUCGGAAUGGUUGGUUUUCUUUAAGUUGUCAGUUGUUAUGUAGAUAUCUGUCUCUUACACUGAACCUUCACCAAAAAUGGUUUAUAUCAUCUCUUGAAAAUCUUUCUUCUAUGCUGGAGGGUGGUACGACUAAGAGACAUGCGCGUAUUGGAAAGUGUCUAUUGUUUUGAAUUGUGUACGCACAUUUGCGAUUAAUUCUUUUUUCAGUCUUUCUCCUCUGUGUACGUGUUCUCUUUCUGAGACUUCAAGAAUAAUUAUGGUCGCGUGGUAACUACCAGGGGGGAAGGAUGGGGGUACUCAACAAAUGUUUAUACGGGAAGGCGCCGCCUAGGGAUCCAACCCCUUACCCUUUAAAUACCAUUUUUCAUGAAAAAGGUACCCAGUUUCGUAUACCUUCUAUUGACAAAUGGUACCCCUUUCACAUAUACCUUGUUUAGAACUUUGCAGUUUUAAGAACCAGAAUUGAGAAGCGCAGUGCUUUGUAACAGCGUUUUAUGACCCUUGGAACGGAAUUCCCGAUUAGGUCAAAUACUGUCACACUUUAUGUUUGGGGGGCGAAAGAAUUGGGCGAGAGGUGCGUGAAAAUAACGCUUAUUGUUUCCUGCUUAUAAUGGCUAACUUGCUUGGAAUGAGUUAGUAUACAGCCCCGACUCAAAAAUGGUACUCAUUUUUCUUGUUACGAAAGUCUUCCAAAACGGUACAAUGUUCAAAUAAGUUUACGUUUAACUCUCGCAUAUGAUGCUAUGUCACGCAGUGGUCAGCGACAAGGUUAUGUAGGGGCCUAAAUGUGUACAGCCACGCCUCCCCCAGGAAAAAUCGCGCUUGGCAGCCCAGUUACAAUCGCCUUUUGGCGAUUCUUGUUUACUCAUUAGUUCUGGAUAAACAGAUUGAUUCCAGAUGUCUACAUGCUGUCUUCAGCAAUAACCAUACCCUAGAGAUGUAAAGGGGCAGAUCAUACAAUAGAGCUUUUAAGAAUACUGCACUUUGAUCCCCCAAGGGGCAGGGCUGAAAGAAUUUAGUUAGGGAUUAAGAAAAAAAAUGUUCAAAUGCACCUUUAGAACCGGCUACAGGGAAAUGGUUUUGUUGUCCUCUCUCUUCUUUAACUUGAAAGAGCUGUAAAGCACAUGUAUUUUUUUUGUUUACUCUACAGUUGCAGGAUCUGGCUGAUAGCCCUACCAUUCGAAAUCCAUCACUGAAUACAGCUGAGUGUGUUAUACAGGGUCAUAAACCUGACUUUGCAACAGGACGAAGUCAUUACGUCAGAGCAAUGUUAUGGUUGUCUAUGUGUUUUGUAAUAUUUAGUGGCCCUUUGUUGGCUAAAAAUAUAAGAGAUAUAGAAGACUUAAGUUUAGGAAAUAGCAAUUCUAAGAAGAAAAACAAAUUUGAAGCUGUGUGUUUUUCUUUUUAUUUCUUGUCAGUGUUCAGCAGUUUGCUUAUCGUUGUUGCCUUUGCGCUUUCAAUUACGUACUGGAAACUUGGGGGUACCUUUCACUUUACUGUCAUAAUAAUAAUUAUUUUUGUUCUUAGUUCGCUAGAGUCCUUUUGUGUCAUCAGGUGGUUCGAGUAUGGUGACUCAAAGCUUUUAUUUUUGUUAAAGAUCUAUGGAGGACAUGCGAUAAGCUAUAUACUCUGCUGGAUUAUAAUUGGGAUUAGGAUAAAUCCCACAUGGGGGUUAACUAUUGCUCUUCUUGUUUUCUCUUUUUCCGCUUCUGUCACUUAUGCAAAGUACAUUUACCUUGAAGAAUUCCGCAAUGGUAAUUGCUACAGUACUGGCUGCUGUACUACUACCAAUAGUUCUACCACUGGUAUUACUUAUAGUAACGGUAGUAAUUCUAAC